AAUUUGUGUUUCGGAUGUCCUUCGUUAAAUGAAAAUAGGUGCUCAAUCUUGUACUACGAAAUAUAACGGACGUAUUUCUCCGGAACGCGUUAUUCGCGUGACUCCGGUAAUGGCUGUAAUUUGUUCAGAAGAGAAAUAUUUACCAUGCUAGUAAAACAAAACAAAAAUACCAAAAAUUGUAAUCUGAUGUAUCCUAUGUCUGAAAAAAGGCACGUUUCAUAAAUACGAGAUUAUUUACUAUAAUAAUUUACAAAUUCGUUAGCAUAAUAUAAUAAUUUCGAUCGUUAAUAUUACGAUCGUCAAAACUUUUCACUCAGUACGUGAUAAGAAUCGUAAAAAGGUUUGAUUGAAGUUCAGCACCACUGACACCACUGCUGCUGUCAGACUGCACUGAAGCUUUUUAUUUUAUUUUCAACUGCGUUAACCGCGAAAGAACAGGCAGAAUGUCCACGGCAACCAUGGAUACAGAACAACAACAACAACAGAACAAGCCAUGCCGUUUGUGUUUGGAAAAUAUCACCCGAAAUGAAAUCCGGAGCGGCAUCGAUAUAUUGAUGAACAACGAUGUACGAAAACUGCUGCAGGAAGUGUAUGAAGUGCAGAUAUCCCCUAACGACAGCAAUUCAACUAUGAUGUGUAUGCCGUGCUAUCAACAGCUACUCAAUGACUAUAAAUUUCGUAUAAAACUUUUUACGCGUAGGAAAACUUUUAAACUCAACCAGACAAUGUUGGUCGCACAACUUCUUGCCUUCGGUGACACUCCAGAAUCAUCUCCUCAACCAAAAGCCGAUAGAUUUGUCUCUGUGCGAGAAAAAUCUACUCAAACGGCGGAUACACCAACGCCACCAGAUCGUCGCUCUCCUAUCACAACAGCACCAGUGGAAAAUGAAUCCGAAAAAAGUAACGUAGAACAACCAGCUGAAACUGCUAUAACAGCUACGUGUGAAAAGCAUUUAGUUCCAGUAGUUGUGGACUGUCUCAAAGAACCUCUCUAUUUCAAAGCACUCUUCCCUCUGGUGGUUUCAACCAAUCCGGACGAUCCCGCACCAUUGAUGUUAAUUUGCAACUGUUGCCAAAAGACAUUUAACUCCAAAGACAAAUUGGAACAACACAAGCCAGUGGGCUGUGUUCCGUCCUGUCGCUACUGCUUGUCAGAGCAGACCGCAGACCACAGCUGUCCAUCUCAAAGUGAAUUUUCUGCAAUCAUGCAACACAUUGUUGGAAGCCAGAAAUACGUCUCCACGUAUGCCACCACUAAUGGUAUUUCUGAAAGCAAUGCUGAUGAAUCGGUUGCCGAAGAGGAAGUCGGAGAGCUUCCCCCAGCAACCACCGAACCGAGCAACGAGCCAAAGACGAAAAGGAUGAAGCUGGACGCUAAUCAUAAUGGACGACAUUCACCUUUCCUACGCCGCGCGAGCACACCUUAUCCACUGAAGGGAGAGAAAAAUCAAACGGCACAUGAAAUGGAGUCGGAAUCGGAGACAACAUCCACACAUGUGAUUGCGUCGUGCGUAAUAAACCUUUCGUCUUCGGAAGACGAAGUGUUACGCCCGGUAAAAAUUGAUCAUAAACCGGCAUCCAAAAGUCGCCCAAAGUCGAGAAGGAAAAGGAGACAAAUCUGGUGA
This is a messenger RNA of Anopheles funestus (African malaria mosquito), 1625 nucleotides long. RefSeq lists its product as uncharacterized. Lineage: Eukaryota; Metazoa; Arthropoda; Insecta; Diptera; Culicidae. The coding region runs from base 444 to 1625 and encodes 393 amino acids. The record is from RefSeq and is a predicted model, not a curated record. Gene Ontology annotation, molecular function: zinc ion binding. The transcript is spliced from 4 exons. Gene Ontology annotation, cellular component: nucleus.